UUUGGAAAAACUAAUGAUUUUUGUUUAAGCAUAAUGUUUAAUUUUGGGAAAGUUUUUCCCAUCUAAUUUUGAUUUUUCUCAGUUAGAUUAAAUUAUCCUGCUGUAAUUCGAAGAAAUGUGAAAAUUUUAGUGAAUGUUCGUAUCAAAUUUGCCAGAGUAUUGUGAAUGAGCUUGACAAUAUAUGUGUGUUUUGUUUGAUGAUUAUAAACUUAUUUUGGGUAAGUUUUGUUCUUCUAAUUUUGCUUUCCUGCAUUAAUGGUUAGAUUUUCGCGGUGUUAUUUUGAAGGAAAGUGAAAAUUUAGCUGAAUGUUGGUCCUGAAAUUGGCCCUGGUAUAAAAUUAGACCCUUUUUGUACUGAGUAAUGAAAUGACUAGCAUAUCACUGUAUAUAAGUACUUAGUUAUUAGUUUAACCCUGAUAAGGAAAUAAAAAAAAAGGAUAUUGUUUCAUUUGUGUGAAAAUGGUUACCGUUGCAGUGAUAUUUAUGAACAUGAGUAGGCAAAGGGCCCUGGGCGGUGGGAGUCAGCUUGUAUUGGAUUACCUGAAGCAAAAACACACUGAGAAUCCUAAUUUCUAUUACGCAAUUCAGGGCGAUCAUGAUCCUUUAACUGCCAAUAUUUUCUGGAUUGAUGCUACCUCUCGGAUUAAUUAUACCUACUUUGGUGACACUGUGGUUUUUGACACCUCAUACUGUAGCGAUGGCUAUAAAGUACCCUUUGCAACAUUUACGGGAUUAAAUCAUCAUGGACAGCCCACUCUUUUUGGCUGUGCUUUAAUGCUGGAUGAAUCAGAGGCUGCCUACAUUUGGCUGUUCCAAACAUGGCUUCAUGCGAUGUCAGGUCGAACCCCAGUCUCGAUCACAACAGAGCCUGCUAGGUUUGUGCAGAUGGCAGUAUCUCAAGUUUUGCCCAAUACCCGGCUUCGUUAUUGUAAAUGGAACAUGUUUAGAGAGACACAAACCCAUUUGGGUCAUGUGUACCAGUCACAUCAUACUUUUGAGGUAGAGUUCAGGAAGUGUGUUGAUGAGAGUGAGACGAUUGGGGAAUUUGAAUCAAGGUGGGGAACACUUUUGGAGCAGUAUUAUCUGAUGGAUGAUGAAUGGAUGCAGUCAGUUUAUGAUGCUCGGCGUAUGUGGGUGCCUGUUUACAUGCGGGACACUUUCUUUGGCGAGCUCUAUAGUGAUGAAAAUGAGGGUAGAAAUAUAUACUUUGAUGGUUUUAUAACUUCUGACACCACAUUACAAGGGCUGAUCAAAGAUUAUGAAAAAGCUGUUGGGAGUUGGCAUGAGAAGGAACUACAGGCAGAUGAUGAUACGAGUAACACAAUGCCUAUGCUGAAGACCCCAUCACCAAUGGAGAAACAGGCUGCUAAUGUUUACACCAGGAAAAUAUUUAUAAAGUUCCAAGAGGAGCUUGUUGAGACCCUCGCUAAUACUGCAACAGAACUAGAGGAAUCAGGAGGAGUCACCAUGCUUCGUGUAGCUAAGUUUGGGGAAGAUCAUAGAGCUCAUAUUGUUACUUACAAUUCUCUAGAAACAAAUGCUAGCUGUAGCUGCCAAAUGUUUGAAUUUUCAGGUGUCAUAUGUAGGCACAUAUUAGCAGUUUUCAGAGCAAAAAAUGUUCUUACUCUUCCUUCAGAUUACUUAUUGAAAAGAUGGACAAGAAAUGCCAAAAGCGGAGGUUCAUUGGACGAACAUGCUGUCAGUGAACUAACCAAUUCCCGAGUCUCUCUGACUAUUAGAUAUGACAACCUACGGCAAGAAGCCAUUAAAUUUGUGGAAGAAGGUGCAAAAUCUAUUCAGGUUUACAAUGUAGCUAUGAGUGCCCUGGAGGAAGCUGCAAAAAAGGUUGCUUCUGUGAAGAAACAAGGUCAUGGAGUUUCACAAGGUCGCUCUCUGGCAAAUGGUGACAGUUUAGUGGCAUCCGUCCAACCUGCAGAAGAGAAGGUUAAGAAAAUCCAAGAGUUGACAGCUGAGUUGGAUAUUACUAACAAGCGAUGUGAGGUCUAUCGUGCAAACUUGCUAGCAGUUCUGAAAGAUAUGGAGGACCAGAAGUUGAAGCUUUCUGUUAAAGUCCAGAAUGCAAGACUUAGUUUGAAAGAGUGAGUUGCCAAAAAGCAAGCCAAGAAUUUUCUUUAACUUGCUAAAGGUUCAACUAGCCUUUAGUCUCUGGCCAUCAUUGCUUGCUAAAGGUGCCCUCAGAGAACAAGUAUCCCGGAGCUUCAUACUUUCACUCUAUUUCUUCCCACACAAGGUUUUGAAAGUUAGGAUAUGAGAGUUUGACCACAAACAAGUUCAAAUCAAUAAAGGUGAAGUAUCUUAUUAGCCUUAUAAAGUUAUGAGGUAAUCUUUUGUAUUUUG
Chenopodium quinoa (quinoa) is the source of this 2358-nucleotide messenger RNA. Its product is annotated as protein FAR1-RELATED SEQUENCE 9-like. The record is from RefSeq and is a predicted model, not a curated record. The transcript is spliced from 4 exons. The coding region runs from base 460 to 2103 and encodes 547 amino acids. Gene Ontology annotation, molecular function: zinc ion binding. Gene Ontology annotation, biological process: regulation of DNA-templated transcription. NCBI's taxonomy places the organism in Eukaryota, Viridiplantae, Streptophyta, Magnoliopsida, Caryophyllales, Amaranthaceae.